Molecule: messenger RNA, 1413 nt
Organism: Dreissena polymorpha
Lineage: Eukaryota; Metazoa; Mollusca; Bivalvia; Myida; Dreissenidae
Exons: 5
Coding region: 492-1154 (220 amino acids)
Source: RefSeq, a predicted model, not a curated record
GUGACACGGCUGGUCAAUAUGUACUGUGGACUGGUUGACAGGCUAGGUCGGAAUUAUUUUAAACGAGACACGUGAUCGAGGGAAUGUAUGAUAAGUGACCAACAUCACAUAUAUCGUGUUCAAAGGUUUAAAAGGUAACAGCAAACAGCCAGGCUAAGUUCCUCGGGCUAAUGCAAGUGUGGUUUCAUUCAUGACCAUUUAAACUCCAAAAUUAUAGAUAAUGUAUAAUUACUUACCACUAUAAGUUUGAAAUAAGUAAUUUGUAUUACAUGUGGUGCAAGGCUUGUAUACUUCUAAACGGAGUAGGAACGGUUGCCAUUACUUUUCGUUAUAUGUAAAAUACAAGUGACGUUAAAACCGUAAUAUAUUAUAUAUUGGAUAAAAAUUAAUUAAAAACUUUACAGAAAGGUUUUUAAUAAUAUAAAACGAAGUACAAAUAAACACCUGCAAAUAAUCUAAACAACGAGUGCGUAUAAUACCCACAGACAAACAUGCCUUUUAUCGUACAUUACAUUAGGACAUGUGCGCUGUUGUUGAUGACGAGCUCGUGCUUAAUGUGCUUUCUCUUGCAACGAGACACGUGCGCGGAAGAUCGUCUCGUGGACCAGGUGACAAUCCCUGACGGAAUUCCUAGGGAUGUGUUUGACCAAAAAUUUCUUGAAGUCAUCCUUGGGGAGCUUUACUUUGGGUUACCAACACCACCAGCCUUUGAACCGGAUGUGCGAUACUUUGCGAAGAUUCACAGGCUGAAUCAAACCCACUACGAACGCCGCCAUAUUGCAGAAACACCGGCUUCGUCAAGUAACCCAUCCAGCUGCGCAAACGAAACUCAGAUUUACGGCAUUAUUGAAACAGCCAAUGAGUCCGUGUUCUACGUGGAUGCAUCUGAUAUUCCAGACAAGGAAGGCCUCGUGUUUUGGUCGUCGUGUCCAGAGAGGUAUGUUUGGAGCAUGCGCUGUUCUGGCUACCGGCUUGGUAUGCGCCACUGCCCCGCAGCGAAAGCAAAGUUCGGGCUCUAUAUCAAAGGGACGCCCAAUAAUCUCCCACUUGCUCUCAUUCUGAGGGAUCUGGAACAGACGCGUGUUCAGUUUGAUUCCACACAAUUCCAUUGGGUCUUCACGUAUGGGGAAAAUCGUCUAUGUGGUCCGCUCUGAAGAGAAGAUCUCGCAACACCUCGUGUCAACCAACUGUACACUUAUAUUUCAUGACCACUACACUAAAAGUAAUUUCAGGACGUACACUAAUAUAUUCUAAACACACAUAUGUAUUAUACACACACAAAAUCUUGCUCAUUUUGAAUUCAUGCUAUUAUUAAUAUUUCUUGAAAAUAAUACCUUAUUAUACAAGUCAAUGUUGCUCAACGAAUAUUUGUAUCAUGGUCACUGGAAAUCGCAAAAGUGUAAUAAAACAAUA